Messenger RNA from Culex quinquefasciatus (southern house mosquito), 537 nucleotides. RefSeq names its product NPC intracellular cholesterol transporter 2. The transcript has 2 exons. Gene Ontology annotation, molecular function: sterol binding. The record is from RefSeq and is a predicted model, not a curated record. Gene Ontology annotation, biological process: sterol transport. The coding region runs from base 64 to 519 and encodes 151 amino acids. Lineage: Eukaryota; Metazoa; Arthropoda; Insecta; Diptera; Culicidae.
GAUAAGUUUGCUUUAUAAUUUUUUAAUCGAAAAAAAACGCACUAAAACUAAAAUUUAUCAAAAAUGUCGAAACUACUGCUGUUUGCUGUGGCUUGUUUGAUCGUGCCGAGCAGCUUCGGCCAGUUGGAGGUGCAAAAGUGCAAGAAAGGAUCCAUUCCCACCAAGCUGGUUAUCGAGGGCUGCUCCAAAGCUCCCUGCACCAUUGUGAACGGGCAGAACUUGAAGUUUAGUGCCGAGUUUAUCAAUCCCACUGCCACCAACACACUGAAAGCCAAAGUGAUCCCCCGGCUUGCUGGACUCACCAUCCCGUACGAGCUUCCGAAAGAGCACCAGGACGGCUGCCAGAAGCUGAACAACGCCAAGUGUCCGCUGGAGGCCAACCAGCGCAUCGAGGCGUCCGGCGACGUCCCGGUGGAAUCGCCGGUGAGCAACGUCAAGAUCAACAUCGAGUUUCAACUGCACGCGGACUCGGGCAUCGCCGUCUGCUUCAAGAUCGACGCCAAGGUUGUUAAUAAAUGAGCAAAGAUUAUCUGUGAA